CAAUUGCUCGCUAAUAUUUUCUUUCGAUGGUUUCGUAACGAUAUAACCCUGCAUGGCCUGCAUGAUAUUAUCUUAAAUUAUAAUUGCAACUGGUUGAAGCUCUUGUUCUGUAAUAUAAUGUCGGCGCUCAUCAAACUGCGUCACAUGCCUGUGAUGCAACGAUGUCUGUGGAAUCAUGUAAACAAGGUUACACGCACCAUUUCAACGUCCAAGAAGAAUAGCGAAACAGCCACGGCUACCGCCGCCUGCGAAACCAAACCUCAAGACAAAAACUGGGUGAGCUAUGGAUUUGAUUAUGAAAAUAAAGAUGAUGAUACGAGUGCUCACCACGCGUCCUACUUCUUCACGAUCACCUUAUGUUUAGUCUUCGGUGGUUUCGCUUGGGCUUACGCUCCUGAUGUAAGUUUGAGAGAUUGGGCUCAGCGAGAGGCCUUCUUGGAGUUACGCCGCCGUGAGAAAGCUGGUCUUCCGCCUGUUGACCCCAACUAUGUUGAUCCAAAGAAAGUGAAACUGCCGAGUGAUGAAGAUCUAAAUGGUGUUGAGAUUAUCAUUUAAGUGUUAUUAAUGUAUAUUUAGUUUUUGAAUUUCAAUAAUAUUUUAUGUAGCAAAGGUUAGACAAUAGGCAAUAUCUUUUUUUAAUUUCUUUUUAUGUUGAACUAAGGAUAAUUUUGUAA
This is a messenger RNA of Leguminivora glycinivorella, 674 nucleotides long. RefSeq names its product NADH dehydrogenase [ubiquinone] 1 beta subcomplex subunit 11, mitochondrial (gene NP15.6). Bases 118 to 555 code for a protein of 145 amino acids. Lineage: Eukaryota; Metazoa; Arthropoda; Insecta; Lepidoptera; Tortricidae. The record is from RefSeq and is a predicted model, not a curated record. The transcript has a single exon.